AUGUCCUGGAGAGCUCAAGGAAGUACUGGUUCCAACAACAUACCCCUGGGAAAUAAACGCAGAUUUGGUGGUGAUGAACAAACUUCUAGACGCGACGAUACCAGUAGCCAGUCUCGCCCAAGUACUUCUGUCAAGAAUGACGAAGUCUACAAACGAGGUCGUAGCCCUGUCAGAUCAGAAGAACCUCCUGGAAAUGACGGAAGACGUCGGAAGAAGAGGAACCGAUGGGCUGAUGCCACUGAGAAUAAAGCAGCCGGUCUAAUGGGAUUACCAACCGCUAUUAUGGCUAACAUGACAAGCGAACAACUUGAGGCAUAUACUCUUCAUCUCAGAAUCGAAGAGAUCAGUCAAAAGUUGAGGAUCGAUGAUGUCGUGCCGGCAGAUGGUGAUAGAUCGCCGUCUCCUCCACCACAGUACGAUAAUUUUGGUCGCCGUGUUAAUACAAGAGAAUUUCGGUAUCGAAAGCGACUUGAGGAUGAGCGGCAUAAGCUUAUUGAGAAAGCUAUGAAAGUUAUUCCCAACUACCAUCCUCCUCAGGACUAUCGCCGUCCUACUAAGACACAGGAGAAAGUUUACGUGCCAGUCAAUGACUAUCCAGAAAUCAACUUCAUCGGGUUACUCAUCGGUCCACGUGGAAAUACCUUGAAGAAAAUGGAAACCGAGUCUGGCGCCAAAAUUGCUAUUCGCGGAAAGGGGUCCGUCAAAGAAGGAAAAGGUCGAUCUGAUGCAGCCCAUACAAGCAAUCAAGAGGAAGACUUACAUUGUCUAAUUAUGGCAGAGACAGAGGAAAAAGUCAACAAAGCAAAGAAACUUAUUCACACGAUCAUUGAAACUGCUGCCUCAAUACCCGAAGGACAAAAUGAGCUCAAAAGAAACCAACUUCGCGAGCUUGCAGCUCUCAACGGCACUCUGAGAGACGAUGAAAAUCAAGCUUGUCAAAAUUGUGGGCAAAUCGGUCACCGGAAAUAUGAUUGCCCUGAGCAACGCAAUUUUACUGCAAACAUAAUAUGUCGUAUUUGUGGCAAUGCCGGUCACAUGGCGCGAGACUGUAAUGACCGGCAACGUGGAGCAGACUGGCGUCAAACUCCUGGAGACACCGCGGGGGCACCUCCUGUAGCGGGACAAAUCGGUGCAGGCGACGCAGUAGAUCGAGAAUACGAACAACUUAUGCAAGAAUUAUCUGGUGGUCCGACGGGUGGAGAAGCCCCAAGGCGUAUCGAAGCCGGAUCAGGUGGAUUUGAGCAGCCUCCUAAUGAUGAUAUAAAGCCAUGGCAACGCGGCCCAACCGGAGCUGCUGCACCUUGGCAAAAACGUGACGAUAGGGGAUUUGAAGCUAGAGAUCCUGCAUCAGGCGGUGGAUCCGUGCCGUGGGGAAGAGAUCGUGCCCGAGGGGAUACCCAGGAUGGAGAAGGAUACUACAAUGGCCAAGCUGGAUAUCCUUCAACUGCUACCUCAACUGGAAAUGUUGCUCCUUGGGCCCAGCCUUCAGCUGGAUAUUCCCAACCAGGCGCUGCUGGGGUGUAUCCUGGCUAUAACGCACCCGGAUACUCCGGCGGAUACUCGGGUCACCAAGCCAUGGGAGCUCCGCCUGGUCUCAAUGCACCCCCCGGCUUAAGUGGACCGGGACUUGGAGCACUUUUGCAACAAUUCGCCGGAAGCCCUCCCCCUCCUCCACCUCCAGGGUCAGCUCCUCCACCGCCACCUCCAAGCGAUCAACCACCACCUCCACCACCACCCGGCAAUUAA
Molecule: messenger RNA, 1746 nt
Organism: Blumeria graminis f. sp. triticale
Lineage: Eukaryota; Fungi; Ascomycota; Leotiomycetes; Helotiales; Erysiphaceae
Source: the annotation of a GenBank genome assembly